CAGGUCCGGCGUACACAGCUGCCAUCCAAUGUGGGGAGUGCGGUUUUCCGUUGUCGCCGAGACCUCCUCCUACCCGUUUCACGUCAGGUAUAAAUGAGGACGAUGGCAUACGAGUAAGACACAAGACCUCUCCUAUCACCAUGUCUACUGCUAUCCUUCCAGCUUCCAUCCCGAGCACGCUGCUCACGCACGACCUUGGGCAAGAGUCCCAACGCGAAAUCGGGCAAAGCUCAGCUGAGACCACACUUUACUCGUAUCCUCAGCCUAAAUUCUCCUUUGAGCCGAGCCCUGCGGAACCCAUCUUGUAUCUUCCCCCUAUCCUGUCUCUAUUGCCGCUUGAAUACAGGCAACCUCCAACGCCUCCCACAGAAAGCCCAAAUCGUGGGCCGCACACCCCGCUCUCGACGGAAUCGCAUUUGCCGUCCAUUGACGAAGCCUCGCUUGCACUUCACCAUGCACUGCACAGGUUUCGCGCAGUGACACCGGACUAUGCCUUGCUGCCAUACCCCGAGGCGUUCAAUUGGGACGAGAUCGAGCUCCCGGAGGAUGCCGAACACGAAUGGUACUGCGUUGUCUUCAACAGCAAACGCCGUGCUGGGAGUGACGGUGGCGGUCUGUACUCCGCUGAUCGGCUGGCACACGAAGAAGCUGUACAGAACGGAGGGCUGAUCAUGUACUGGUAUGGCACGCCACACCCAAAGACAGGGAUGAACCUCGCCACUUGCAUCUGGCAAUCGCGGAAAGACGCGAUAGCUGCGAAUUCCCGGCCCCAUCACAUCCGUGCUAUGCGCCUUGCCGCCGCUUCGUACGACCAUUACACCUUGAAGCGCUACUGGCUGAGCAAGGUCAAGGGCGAGCGUGGCGUUGCGGUCAGGCCAUUCGAAGCAACUGACACAUAACACCGAGGC
This is a messenger RNA of Rhodofomes roseus, 908 nucleotides long. RefSeq lists its product as uncharacterized. The coding region runs from base 141 to 899 and encodes 252 amino acids. The transcript has 3 exons. NCBI's taxonomy places the organism in Eukaryota, Fungi, Basidiomycota, Agaricomycetes, Polyporales, Fomitopsidaceae. The record is from RefSeq and is a predicted model, not a curated record.